UCCGCCCGUUCAGUCGCGAAUCGGGCUUUCAACUGAACGGACGGUCUGUGCCCCCAGCGAGGGUCGCCACGAAACUAUCUGACGUGCGAGUUGCGAUUCCACGCGAGUGUUCCACGCGAAAUGCUACGCGUUGCGUUGUCGUUAUCCUUGCCGCUGUCAUUUGCCGGAUUUUGGCAGACCUCGCCAAAGUUGUGAGCGAGUGAAAGUUUCUAGUGCACUUGUCGCGUGGCGACUUCGGCUUACCAUUACUCUUGCAUUCGCAAUUGCGUGCUCAAUUCAAACCCCAUUGUUGUUGCUGUUGAUUACGCGACGUUAAAGUGAUUAAAGGUGAAAACAUUUGCCGCCCAGUGAAUCCUUGAACAUUUGGCAACUUGUCGCCGUAGUGUUGAACUUUUUCGUUACAUUAGCCGUUGCAGAAGAAAAUUAAGGUAAAGGAUUUCCAUGGCCAUGGCAGAACCCCACUGCCUGCCACGCCCACAUACACGCCGCCGCUUCCGCCCACAGCCGGAGUUAAACGCCCGGCAGUUGGCCAUCACGAUAAUAGCCACUGCAGCGGUUACCAUGCUGAUGACAGCCACGCCCACACUCGCCGAAAUCCCCUCAAAGGGUAAACACACGCGACUGGACACCCAGCAGACGGCACAGGAAGAAUCCGACUUUCCGCGCUUCGCGGAACCCAUUGCCAAUGUCACCGUCUCCGUGGGACGAGAUGCCCUAAUGGCCUGCGUGGUGGAGAACCUCAAGGGCUACAAGGUGGCCUGGGUGCGGGUGGACACGCAGACGAUCCUGUCCAUUCACCACAACGUGAUCUCGCAGAACAACCGCAUCAGCCUGACCUACAAUGACCAUCGCUCGUGGUACUUGCACAUCAAGGAGGUGGAGGAGACGGACCGCGGCUGGUACAUGUGCCAAGUGAAUACGGAUCCCAUGCGCUCCAGGAAGGGCUACUUGCAGGUUGUGGUUCCACCGAUGAUUGUCGAGGGCCUGACCAGCAACGAUAUGGUGGUGCGCGAGGGUCAGAACAUCUCGCUGGUCUGCAAGGCACGUGGCUAUCCGGAGCCCUACGUCAUGUGGCGACGCGAGGACGGCGAGGAGAUGCUAAUUGGCGGGGAGCACGUCAACGUGGUCGACGGUGAGCUGCUGCACAUCACCAAAGUGAGUCGCCUGCACAUGGCCGCGUAUCUGUGCGUCGCCUCCAACGGAGUCCCACCUUCGAUUAGCAAGCGGGUCCACCUUCGUGUGCAAUUUCCGCCGAUGCUAUCCAUACCCAAUCAGCUGGAGGGAGCCUAUCUGGGCCAAGAUGUCAUACUCGAGUGCCACACCGAGGCCUAUCCAGCUUCGAUUAACUACUGGACCACGGAACGCGGGGAUAUGAUCAUAUCGGACACCUCGCGAGCCGGCGAUAAAUACGAGACCACAUCAACCGUCAGCGGUUACACAAAGUACAUGAAGUUAAAAAUCCGUGCCGUUGGACCCAACGAUUUCGGCACAUAUCGCUGCGUGGCCAAGAAUUCGCUGGGCGAAACCGAUGGGAAUAUAAAACUGGACGAAAUGCCGACACCAACCACAGCCAUUAUUUCAGAAAUGUCCUUGCUGAACCGCAGCUAUGAUGGCAAGAGACGUCAUAGAAAUAAAUUUGACUCGGCUAACGCUCUGCCUGAUUAUGGGGUUGAGGAGUGGCGUGACGGAGCCCAAGGCAACCAUCCUGGAAACAAUGGCGAUAACAAUCAAACGCCCGUGCGUAAUCCGCCCGGAGCAUUCCACAAUUCUGCAGGCUCACUGGCGCAGCAUAAUCUACUUGCUAAAAUAAUGCUCGGCAUUAAAACGCAAUCAUUUGGGAUUUUCAAACGUUUAUCGAGCUCUUCGCCGCUGGCGGCGGGACAGAGCUUUCUCUGGCUGUCGACGUUAUCGCUGCUCUCAGCCCCAAGUCGGUGGCGUAUGAGUAAUGUGGAAACUCGGCCGAGCUCACCGGAGACCGUUGUCAACAGCGAUGCCGCCGCUGAAUGCUGGGAGAGCAGAAGUCAUUGUGUGGCAGACGGGAACAACAACAGUCGCAUUACCGAACGCCCACCAAUGUGGGCGCGGCAUUCGCGCAUAUUUCACAUUGCUCAUACGCCGUGUGGCGCGUCAACGCAAUACCGACGCCUAUGCGAACGCCAAUGGCAAUGGCAAAAGCUGUGGCAGUGGCAGUGGCAGUGGCAGUGGAAGUGGCAACAUCAAUGGCAGUGGCCAAUGCUCAUUUGCAUAGUAAUAUUGGCUGGAUGUUUUGUUCGGUGGCUGCCAAUGUUGCUGCAUUUUAUCGGCCGGCACAUCGGAACAUUUUCUAUUAGCGCGACGCAUAGGCAACAUUUAAUGUGCACAUUUUGGGGCAACCGUGGUAAUAAGGUUGUCGCCAAAAAUGCCACCCCCGCCAGGCCAAGUACUCUCGAAAUGCUCUGCUCCCGGAUGUUCUCAAGAUGAAAUCAAAUAAUUGCAAACGCAAAAAGAAACUCAUUUGGGGCACAAGCAGCUUGAAGAACGAAAUCAAACCUUGGCCAGACUAGGACCAGGACGAAGUGGGAUGAAAGCGCGGUCCAGACAACUGCAGUGGUUGGGAUUCAGAUAUAGAUAUGUUUAUACUAGAGCGUAAAAUGAAAAUCAAGCUAGGGACGAGCUGGCCAGAUGUGACAGCUGACGUGCAGCAGAUAAUGAUGGCUAAGUCGUACAUUCGGCAACUGAUGGGGCUUUUGAACUAAUCGGAAGUCUAUCAAAAUUAAGUGUACCUAUUCCUUUAAUGAAUGUAUGGAAAAACAAUUAUAUUUUAUUACAAAAUAUUAGAGCAUUUAAUCAUAAUUUUUAUGGUUCCAUAUGAAUAAAGUUAUAUUAUUAAAUCGGGAAAUAUUAUAUAUCUUCAUUUAAUUUGUCACAAUUCAUUUUCAAAACGAUUAGAGAUCAUUAUGGUUUUUGUUCACAACACACAGCAAAGUUAAAAUGUUUCAUUAUGUAUAAGCCAAUUAAAAGAAAAUAAAU
Messenger RNA from Drosophila erecta, 3009 nucleotides. RefSeq names its product hemicentin-1 (gene DIP-kappa). The transcript has 13 exons. The coding region runs from base 442 to 2460 and encodes 672 amino acids. Gene Ontology annotation, cellular component: neuron projection. The record is from RefSeq and is a predicted model, not a curated record. NCBI's taxonomy places the organism in Eukaryota, Metazoa, Arthropoda, Insecta, Diptera, Drosophilidae.